Annulohypoxylon truncatum is the source of this 1851-nucleotide messenger RNA. RefSeq lists its product as uncharacterized. The coding region runs from base 243 to 1604 and encodes 453 amino acids. The transcript has a single exon. The record is from RefSeq and is a predicted model, not a curated record. Lineage: Eukaryota; Fungi; Ascomycota; Sordariomycetes; Xylariales; Hypoxylaceae.
GGCGUCCACACGUGUAAUAACUAAAUCUUGAAGUGAGCCUAAGUAUCAGGUAUAGGGGGUGGCUGUGUACGUUCAGCCACACGCGUGGCUAUGAUUGGCAAGACAAAUCAUACAUAUGACCUACGUACCUAGGUCUUAGGUCCCAGUUAGAUAUGUUACGAGAGCCUACUUAAAGUCUUAAUUCACUAGGUUCCUAUAGCUUUUCUUGGAAUCUACCCAACUCACCAUCCUCCGGCCCCAGUAUGUCACCUAUCCAGGAACUCCCGUCGGAGUUGCAACUUCGUGUGGCCGAGUUGUGCCCUCUACCUACUUUGUCCUCUUUGGUGGCAACCUCUAAAGCAUUUCAUCAACUUCUCACCCCUGUUCUGUAUCGGGAGGUUGAUCUUAGUUCUCACAACGGCCCUGAUAUUCCUUUGAGAACUGAGUCCUUCAAGGUCCCAUCCGACUGGCCUGAUACACGUAGAAAUAAUAAACUUAUCGACGAUAUUAUGUAUGAUAAGCAGCGAGCGUUCAUUAGAACCCUGCGUUCGCAUCUAUCGCUAGGUAAACACGUUAAAGUCCUCCGCUGGACAACAGUUGAUUGUUCGGAUCACGCUAUUAUGAAUAAGAUCUCGCCAAUCUACAGUCGAUGCAACGAAGGGACAAUUUCGCCACGGGAACUGCGGGCGGCAAUGGAGGAAUAUGACUUUAAUGGCUACAACUCACGUCUUUGGGAUACGUUCGUCGCGCUCCCUCAUGUUCUAGAAGUCGACAUCGCAUUCCUAAACGAAAGAAGGGAGGCCUGCCCACCCCCUCCAUUAUUUCAGCAAGUCCAAUCUUUGCGACUGUCGGGAAUCGCCUCCUCGUUCCUAAUUAGGUCGAUUCUCAAAUCUGCUAACCCUGGAUCGGUCAAGCAUUUACAUCUCAAUAACCUAAACCAAUUUGCGGAGCUUGAAGGCAUACCAGAUGAACUAACACUUCGAGAGAAAGGGAAAAUAAGACCUUUUCCCCGGCCUACGGGUAGUGCCGGUCCCAUGCGUACACAUCUUUCAGAGUGCUCUAGUAGAUGGUCUAACCUCCAGAGCCUAAUAAUUGACACGGUCGGUUUUGCUGGGCUACCGGAUAGGGAUGAUGCGAGCGUUGAAACUUUGGAGACCGAAGACGCGCGCUACCGGGAGCUCGCCGCGCUCGUUAGAUCUGUAGCAAAGACUCUCCGAGUAUUUCGAUUUCAGCAAGGGCCGACGGAGGACCGCUACAAAAACGGUUGGCGCCAUCCGCCGCACGUAAGAGGCGCGGCACUUCGACCUCCCCAGGACGGCUUGCGACCUAUGGAUGCUCUCUUCAUCAAACAUAUCUUAAGCUCUAUAUUGGAGAGCAAGUGGCCGCGGCUAGAAAAGAUAGAGCUCUUUGGGGUGGCAUCACACACGAGCUACCCGAACCGACAAGCGCCGUGGGUAAACUCUCCGUUGUCCGACAAGACGUUGUUGGAGAUAAGGACAGCGGUUGGUCCUAACACGGUUCUUGAUAUACGGACCGACGCCACGAGAGUCUUCUGGCGUACAGAUGAGAAAGAUUCAGGCGUACCCGGGCUCGAUGAAGAAGACUGGUCCGAUGAUGAAGAUUAACUGUACAAUUCCGAUUGCUCAAUGGAUGUUGAUGCUGGCACAAAAAGGGUAUUCGAAUAGCGGUAAUGCCGAUCUUUUUCUAAAUUAUUAAUUGAUUAUAGCUGAUGUUUAUCACUAUUCUGUGUACUUCGUAAGGAGAGAACACGCGGUUAUGGAAGUCUUUCGAGUUUUUCGGGAAGUUCACCGCUUUCAGCGCACAGCAGGUAAUGGACGUAAGCAUUACGCUCCGAAAUAUAACAUUGUUUAG